AUGAAUGUAAAUGGAUCAAUUACGAUUCGGAAUUAUGCUUUCCAAGAUGCUGAUAACAUUGAAAUAUUAAAUUUGAUUUGCUCAGGUGGAGUAUCAAUUCUGGAAAAUGCGUUUAAUUCAAUUGAUAAUUUAUUAUCAUUAAAUAUAGAAUGCAAUUCGAAUAUUAUACUCAAUUCCAAUUCUUUUUCUUUAUGCCCAAAUCUAACUACUUUAACCAUUCAUAGUAAUUCAUCAGUUGAACUUUCAUCAGCAUCUUUUUAUAAGUGUUCAGCGCUUGAAACUAUAACAAUAAAUAGUGGUGGAAACGUUAAUAUCAAUAGUAAUUCAUUUGAAGAUUGUGGAAAACUCAAAUUUGCAAACUGUAAAUCUGAUGGUUCAAUGACUAUUUCUUCUGCAUUUAUUAAAUGCUAUAGUUUGGAAUCAAUUAAAUUUUGUUCAAAAAUGAAAUUACAAUUAAAUGCAAGAGUUUUUGAGAGCAUUUCAUCAUUAUAUUCAGUUGAUAUAAAAUCAGAAUCAAUAGUUGAAUUCAGUAUGAAUUUAUUUAAAAAUUGUUUUAACCUGACAGAUUUAAGAAUUUCUGCUGGUUAUUUAACAAUUCCAGAUCAGUGUUUUUAUUCUUGUUAUAAUAUUCGAUCAUUUAAAGUUCAUUCAACUUGCAAAAAUAUUAAAACAAUGGCUUUUUAUAACUGCACAAGUCUAAUUAAUUUCGAAUUUGAUGAUUCUAAUUCAGCAAUCUCAAUAGAUUCUAAUUCAUUCCAAAAUACAAAUGCCAUUAAUAUUUAUAUAGGACGUGAUAUUGAAUAUGCAUCAAACUUACCAUGGGAAAAUUCAGCAAUAUCGAUCAAAUUUGACUAUAAUUCAACUAUUAAAUCAAUUGGAUUCAAUAAAUGGAAGAAUCUUGUUCAAAUAUAUAUUGGAUCAAAGAUAUUAAAAAUUGAAGAUUUGACAUUUAGUUCAGCCUCAAAUUUGAAAACACUCAUAUUCGAAGAAACAAUGACACCAAUAGAAAUUAGCAUGAACACAUUCAAAACGAGUUUGAAUAUUGAAACAUUAGUUAUUCAUCGUCCAUUAAAUUUGGAAUAUAUUCCAAAUGGUCAUAAAUUCAGAAAUAUUUCAUUUUCAAAUGUUGGUGAUGUCUUAAGCAGUAUGUUCUUUAAUUCAGAAAAUUUAUCAUAUGUGGCUUUAGGCAAAGGAAUUACUUCAAUUGGAAACCGUUGUUUUUACUCAACUAGUAUCAUAGAAAUAAAUUUAAUUGGUUGUUUGGACCUCAAAUCAAUUGGGAGUGAGGCAUUCAAAUCAUGCCAAUUACUUGAGAGAGUUAGGUUGUAUCCAUCUGUAGAAAGAUUAGGUGAAUCAUGUUUCGAAGACUGUCCCUCAUUAAAAUAUAUUCCUCUUCCGAAAAAAAUGUCAUUCAUAGGUGAGAAAUGUUUUGCAUCUUGUUACAGAUUGCGUGAUAUCAUAAUUCCUCCACAAUUAGAAAUCAUAAAUCCUUCAACUUUUAUGUCUACAGCUAUUGAGAGAAUUAAGUUAGACUAUGGAGUAUUUGUUAAUAAAGAUGCAUUUAAGAAUUGUACAAAUCUUAAAACAGUUGAAAUAUUCGAUCAUUGUACACUUUAUAUUGCAUCAUUCAGUCUUUGCAAUGCAAUUGAACAUGUCGUUUUCUAUGAAUAUGUAACAAUAUAUGAAGGAGCUUUCGAUAAAAUUAAAAAUGUUUCAUAUUAUGGUCUUGUUGAUUAUUGGAGUGAUGACACAUAUAAUCAGCUUCAUGCGUUAAAUAUAAAAACAAUUAAUAUCAUUCCAGAAUAUGUAUCCACAAAAUAUGCCGAUAUUCCUGUGAGAUUCGUUAAUUUUUCAAAUAAUUAUUAUCAACAAUAUAAUCCAAAUGAUUCUGAUAUUCAAGAACUUCCGAUAUCAGUUCCAAAUCCAGGAAUACCAUUCUAUCGACAAUACAGGAGACUAAAUGUAAAAAGAAGAAGGUAA
Molecule: messenger RNA, 1980 nt
Organism: Trichomonas vaginalis G3
Lineage: Eukaryota; Parabasalia; Trichomonadida; Trichomonadidae
Product: surface antigen BspA-like family
Exons: 1
Coding region: 1-1980 (659 amino acids)
Source: RefSeq, a predicted model, not a curated record